Molecule: messenger RNA, 3884 nt
Organism: Xiphophorus couchianus (Monterrey platyfish)
Lineage: Eukaryota; Metazoa; Chordata; Actinopteri; Cyprinodontiformes; Poeciliidae
Product: angiopoietin-related protein 1-like
Exons: 5
Coding region: 342-1793 (483 amino acids)
Biological process (GO): blood coagulation
Source: RefSeq, a predicted model, not a curated record
GGAUUCACCUCUCUUUCAUUUGCUGUGAAAACAUCCAUCAUCCCCUCUUAAACUUCACAUGACAUCAGAAGAGGAAGAGGGGGAGGGCCGAGACGGCUGCAAGGAAAACCUCUCCAUCAGCCUCCCUUCUUUUCUGUGCAUGGACCACCCUCCGCCGCUCCGUACCAGUGGGCUGCGGCUGCCGUGGGCCCUCAGUCUCUGUGGAAGCUGGAGGCAAAUGAAAGCAGCGAGGGGCGAGGAGGCGCAGAAUGAACCUGGUGGAGGCGCGCUACUGAGACACCACUGACUGAACUCACUGACACAGAUCUUCUGGUUGAUUGGCUAUAGCAAGAGGAGCAACCAUGGGACUUGAGAUGUGGACCCUUUCCCUCCUGUUGGGUUUGUCUCUCUGGAGCAAUGGUCAAGCCCUGGCGAGGAACCCCAUCCUGUCGAGGAUACGAAGAGCUCCGGGGGCUGCCGAAGAAAACAAGAAGUGCUCCUACACUUUCUUGGUCCCGGAGCAAAAGAUUACGGGCCCCAUCUGCGCCACCCGGGGCUACUCCACCGACAAAGACCGAGUGACGCGGCUGGAUGUAGCGGCGGUGCGCGACCUUCUGUCCAAACAGCGUCGAGAGAUGGAGACUCUGAAGCUUGUGGUGGAUGUGGACGGCAACCUGGUGAAUGAGAUGAAGCUAUUGAGGAAGGAGAGCAGAAACAUGAACUCCAGAGUGACUCAGCUGUACAUGCAGCUGCUGCAUGAGAUUAUAAGGAAGAGGGAUAACUCACUGGAGCUGGCCCAGCUGGAGACGCGCAUCCUUAACGCCACCUCUGAGUCACUGCGGUUGACGUCCCGGUACAAGGAGCUGGAGGCCAAAUAUGCAGCGCUGUCUGCAAUUGUGAACAAUCAGUCGGUGCUGAUCGGAACGCUAGAGGAGCACUGCAUGCAGAUGCACAGUCAGCGCCAUGAACAGCCACCUAUAGGACCCCCACUGGUGCAGGUGGUACCUGAGAACAUUCCGGUCAGCGUGCCACGGUUCACCAAUGAGAUCCAGAGUCGAAACACCAGAGGAUUUGGCCCGGAUAGGGGCUCUCGCUCCGGGUCAACCCCCACGAGCAGUACGCUCGAGGUCCCGAAAUCUGAGAGAAACUUCAGCACGGAGGGCCCGUUCAGAGACUGCCAGGAGGCGCAGGAGGCCGGCCACAGCACCAGCGGCAUGUAUCUGAUCAAACCAGAUGAGGCGGAGAGGCCGGUGCAAGCCUGGUGUGAACAGGAUAUAGACAACGGAGGUUGGACGGUUAUCCAGUGCCGGAGAGAUGGAUCAGUGAACUUCUUCAGGAACUGGGAUAGCUACAAGAGCGGCUUUGGCAACAUAGACGGGGAGUACUGGCUCGGCCUUGAGGCUAUCUACAAGCUGGGGAGGCAGGGAGACUACAAGCUCCUGGUGGAGAUGGAGGACUGGAUGGACAAGAAGGUGUACGCGCAGUACAACAGCUUCCACCUGGAGCCCGAGAGCGAGGGCUACCGCCUGCGGCUGGGCACCUACCAGGGCAACGCGGGGGACUCCCUCAGCAGCCACAACGGCAAACAGUUCACCGCUCUGGAUCGAGACAAGGACGCCUUCUCAGGUAACUGUGCCCAUUUCCAUAAAGGAGGCUGGUGGUACAACGCCUGUGGCCAAGCCAACCUCAACGGUGUCUGGUACACCGGAGGAGUGUACCGCAGCAAAUUCCAGGACGGCAUCUUCUGGGCCGACUACGGCGGGGGUUUCUACUCCAUGAAGUCUGUCCGCAUGCUGAUCCGGCCCAUAGACUGAGGCUGCUGGGCCGUCACAUUCAAGACUCACUGUUUAAGUUGCUGCGCUAUACGGUACAUCUGCAGCGAGAGGUCGAUCGCGGACGGACAAACUCAGCCAACGGAAAGAGGCCGAGCAUCGGUUUGCGGGAACAGACGCAAAACUCUGCCCAUACGGGGAUUUAGGUGGCACGAAUCUGUAUCACACAUAACUUUGUAAAGCGACAAAAAGUUACGAGUUCUUGAACUUUUUAGCAUUUUGUGUGAUGCCACAACCACAAACUUCGACAUGUUUGUUUUCAUAAAUCAAAGUAGUACAUCUAAUAGUUGUAAUGUAGGAAAAGAAUACACGGUUUUCAUAUUACUUACAAAUUAAAAACUUAAAAAUGUAGCAACCAUUUGUUUUGAGCUCCGUUUACUCUGACAUCUAUACAUAAAAGUCAAAUGUGGAAGAUUUUUUGACCAGUGCCAAACAUCAGCUGCGGCAGAAACCAGUGCAAAUUUUAUUGAUGUAUUGUCCAUCUUCUGGUAGAACAUCACUAAAUUUGUAGCCAGAGGUACAAAGGGAUGUGUUAGGAUGUCCCAGUCAAAGUCCAGACCAAUUAGGAAAACACAAAAAAUUUACUUUAAAACACAUCCUCCAUUCAUCAAUCAUUUAAACCCACUUGUCCUUGCCAGUGAUUAUUGGGCGAGAGGCUUGGUACACCCAAGACAGGAUGCCAAUUUAUUUAAUAAGUUACAGGGAACUGGCCCAACUGUCAUAUUUCUGGACUAUAGGAGUUGGACUCUGGGACAAUCCACACAGGCAGAGCUCAGUGCAGAAAAACCCAAGACUGGGAUUUGAACCCAAGUCUUUCUGUCCUCAAGGCAACAGCCGCACUGACUGUAAAAUCGCGCAAAUUGUAGUUACGAAAAUCCACACGAUAAUUUAGAAAAGAACCGAGUUUUCCGUUAAAAACAUUUCUUGCGCUAGGAUGAGGUGGUUUUUCAGCCGUAUUGAAGUAAGUGUGUUUCGCAAAACUGAGUCGUGUGAUCAACAACCGGAUGUCGCUGUUGGCGGAAAAUGGUAAGAAGACGACAGGAAGUGGUUGGAGGAUGAUGGUGCAGUAUGUUUUGCAAUGACUUAUCCCGUGAAAUAUUUGUGUGUGAUUUCAAUCGCUCGUCUUAUUUCAUGAAAACGCCGCAGUUGCGAAAUUGUGUUUUUCGACAUCAGAGGACUAUUGUAAUGGAAAGGCAGCUGAUGCUACCGACUGUACCACCAUCUAAGGUGACUGAGUUGGAGCUACUUUGUAAAAAAGAAUUGAUAGAUAUUUAUUGGUUUUAAAAAAAAACAACAUGGAAACCAUGUAAAAUACAAAGUUUGUGGUUGUUGCUUGACAAAAUGUGAAAAAGUUGAAAGAGUAUGAAUAACCUUCCAAGGCCCUGCAUGUUAAAAGGCUAAAGAUAUUUCAGAGAGUAUUCAAGUCCAUAGCUUUACUGGUACUAACGUCACAUGAUCCAAAUGCAACUUCACCUACCUCACCAAGGUAAACGUCUGGUGCUAACAAGAGUUUCCGCUUUUACUUAGCUUCAGGUACAAAGAGCUGGAAAAUACACUGUGUUGAAAGCUGCACAGAUAAACUACACACACUUUUCCUGAAGCAGCACAUUUUAAUUUCACAAUGUUUUUAAUUGAGAUCCCUACCCUUAAAACAACCUUUCCGCUGCAUGUUAAUGUACUUUGUCCGAGUGCAGAUGACCGGAACGUAUAAUUUAUGCUUACAAUUAAGUUAUCAUAACAGUGAAAUAGGGCCAGGUGUCCUUUGAGAGCAGGAAACGAUCCCGUAGAAAAACAGGAGCCGUUUCCUCCUGCUGUAAAUAGAACAAUCAUUCUCAAAGUGUGCGCGCUCAUAUGGAAAUUGUUCUUGUGUGUUUUUCUCGUUCGGACUUUGAUUAAAGUUCAGUAUGACUCUGGGAACGGCAAGCGUUGUUGAGAGGAGGGCGAGGGAGUGUGGGGGAGGUGGAAUUAAGUCUUGCUUUGCGUGGUUUUGGAGAUGGAAAAAUAUGCGUACCAGGCAAAUUGAGAGUUUUAAGCGCUGGGACAGACAACGGAAAACACAUUUCUGAAGAAAAA